GUGCGCAUCGGGCCCGCUUGCGGCCCCUCGGAGGCAUGGGGCUCCGUCCGGCCUGCCGCCCGCGUGCAGGCCUGAGGCCCGAGCCCCCGCCUCUGGCUGCCAGCCCGCGCUCGGCGUUUCACCGCGCUCGGCCGAGGCCCGCCUCUAAGCCGUUUUCGCUUUCGCUUUCCUGCCGCCGUCGUUGAGGAAAAUGAAAGUGACCGUGGCGGGGGCCCGGACUAGCGCAGCAGCUCGUCGGAGCGAGGGGCGCGGAGAGCCGCCGCAGUCGGCGUGGAGCCUGCGAGCUGGAGCCGCGGCCCGCAGCAGACUAGGUGGCAGCACGCCCUGGAAUUCUCUGCCCUGCAAGCAGUCCCCAGGCUGGACCACAGAGAAAGAAGAAAAUGGACUCCCAGCUGCCAUCUGCAAUGUGCCAGAGUUUGUAGCCUUUUGGAGGAAGACAACAACAAGGUACCUGUGAUCUAGUGUGGUCCAGGAGCAGAUGGUCGUGCUUCUGAUAUAUCGUCUGAAGGCAUCCCAGGAUCACACUUAGGUAACCACUGUUUGUCACAAGCGCCUGCCUUCCUCAGAGUCAGGGCUCUUAAGGAUGCCCCGCCGCACCCAGUAAGCAAGAGGACUGCGAGGCCAUCAGCAAAAGACACACCCGGUCUGAACUGCUCCCGGAAGCCAGAGCUGCGCACGCACCGCGAACCUACGACUUCCCGGCGUGCUCCUGGCCUGCGGCGUAAAUGCACGCUGGUCGUAGCGACCCACGUGACCCGCGGGGCGGCCGCGGCGGGAACCUGUGAGCGUACCGUUUCGCGUCUACUGCGUGCAGCCCGGGACAGGCCCUCACCCCGGCUCUCGCUCGUCAGGCCAGAAGGAAGCCGGUGUGGGAGGAAGAGUUCCAGCCAGAGCCUUCGCUACCCCUUUGAGCCUCCCAACUUGGAGUCUCGCGGGCCCUCACAGCGCGCGCUCGCCCUGCUCCGGCCGGAGGCACCGCUAAGUCUUGGUGGGCGGGGGCUCUAGGCCCCUGGUGUUGAGAAAAGAAACAUUUGCAAACAUGUCCCGGAUCGAAAAGAUGAGCAUUUUGGGCGUGCGGAGUUUUGGAAUAGAGGACAAAGAUAAGCAAAUUAUCACUUUUUUCAGCCCACUCACAAUUUUGGUUGGACCUAAUGGGGCGGGGAAGACGACCAUCAUUGAAUGUCUCAAAUAUAUUUGUACUGGAGAUUUUCCUCCUGGAACCAAAGGACAUACAUUUGUUCAUGAUCCCAAGGUUGCUCAAGAAACAGAUGUGAGAGCCCAGAUUCGUCUACAGUUUCGUGAUGUCAAUGGAGAAGUUAUAGCUGUACAGAGAUCUAUGGUGUGUACUCAGAAAAGCAAAAAGACAGAGUUUAAAACCCUGGAAGGAGUCAUUACUAGAACAAAGCAUGGUGAGAAGGUCAGUCUCAGCUCUAAGUGUGCAGAAAUUGACCGAGAGAUGAUAAGUUCUCUUGGGGUUUCCAAGUCUGUGCUAAAUAAUGUCAUUUUUUGUCACCAAGAAGACUCUAAUUGGCCUCUAAGUGAAGGGAAGGCUCUGAAGCAAAAAUUUGAUGAAAUUUUUUCAGCAACAAGGUACAUUAAAGCCUUGGAAACACUUCGGCAGGUACGUCAGACACAAGGUCAGAAGGUAAAAGAAUGUCAAGCAGAACUAAAAUAUUUGAAGCAAAAUAAGGAAAAAGCUUGUGAGAUACGUGACCAGAUUACUAGUAAGGAAGCUCAGUUAACAUCGUCAAAGGAAAUUGUCAAAUCCUAUGAGAACGAACUUGAUCCAUUGAAGAAUCGUCUAAAAGAAAUUGAACAAAACCUCUCUAAAAUAAUGAGACUUGACAAUGAAAUUAAAGCCUUGGAUAGCCGGAAGAAGCAAAUGGAGAAAGAUAAUAGUGAACUGGAAAAGAAAAUGGAAAAGGUUUUUCAAGGGACUGAUGAGCAACUAAAUGAUUUAUAUCAUAAUCACCAGAGAACAGUAAGGGAGAAAGAAAGGAGACUGGUAGACUGUCAGCGUGAACUAGAGAAGUUAAAUAAAGAAUCAAGACUUCUCAAUCAGGAAAAAUCAGAACUGCUUGUUGAGCAGGGUCGUUUGCAGCUACAGGCGGAUCGCCAUCAAGAACAUAUCCAAGCUAGAGAUUCAUUAAUUCAGUCUUUGGCAACACAGCUAGAAUUGGAUGGCUUUGAACGUGGACCAUUCAAUGAAAGACAUAUUAAAAAUUUUCACAAACUUGUGAGAGAGAGGCAAGAAAGGGAAGCAGAAAUUGCCAGCCAGCUGAUGAAUGACUUUGCAGAAAAAGAAACUCUGAAACAAAAACAGAUAGAUGAAAUAAGGGACAAGAAAACUGGACUGGGAAGAAUAAUUGAGCUAAAAUCAGAAAUCCUAACAAAGAAGCAGAAUGAGCUGAGAAAUGUGAAGCAUGAAUUACAGCAGUUGGAAGGAUCUUCAGACAGGAUUCUUGAACUAGACCAGGAGCUCUCAAAAGCUGAACGUGAGCUAAGCAAGGCUGAGAAAAACAACAAUGUAGAAGCUCUAAAAACAGAAGUUAUAAACCUUCAAAAUGAGAAAGCAGACCUAGACAGGACCCUGCGUAAAUUGGACCAGGAGAUGGAACAGUUAAACUAUCAUACAACAACACGCACCCAGAUGGAGAUGCUGACCAGAGACAAAGCUGACAAAGAUGAACAAAUCAGGAAAAUAAAAUCUCGACACAGUGAUGAAUUAACUUCAUUGUUAGGAUAUUUUCCCAAUAAAAAACAGCUUGAAGACUGGCUUCAUAGUAAAUCAAAAGAAAUUAAUCAGACCAGGGACAGACUUGCCAAAUUGAACAAAGAACUAGCUUCAUCUGAGCAAAAUAAAAAUCAUGUAAAUAAUGAACUAAAAAAGAAAGAAGAACGGUUGUCCAGUUAUGAAGACAAGCUGUUUGAUGUUUGUGGUAGCCAGGAUUUUGAAAGUGAUUUAGACAGGCUUAAAGAAGAAAUUGAAAAAUCCUCAAAACAGCGAGCCAUGCUGGCUGGAGCCACAGCAGUUUACUCCCAGUUCAUUACUCAGCUAACAGAUGAAAACCAGUCAUGUUGCCCUGUCUGUCAGAGGGUUUUUCAGACAGAAGCUGAAUUACAGGAAGUCAUCAGUGAUUUGCAGUCUAAGCUGCGGCUUGCUCCAGAUAAACUGAAGUCAACAGAAUCAGAACUAAAGAAAAAAGAAAAGCGGCGUGACGAAAUGCUGGGACUUGUCCCCAUGAGGCAAAGCAUAAUUGAUUUGAAGGAGAAGGAAAUACCGGAAUUAAGAAACAAACUGCAGAAUGUCAAUAGAGACAUUCAGCGCUUAAAGAAUGACAUAGAGGAACAGGAUACACUCUUGGGCACAAUAAUGCCUGAAGAAGAAAGUGCUAAAGUCUGCCUGACAGAUGUUACAAUUAUGGAGAGGCUCCAGAUGGAACUUAAAGAUGUUGAAAGGAAAAUUGCACAACAAGCAGCUAAGCUGCAAGGACUAGACUGGGAUAGAACUGUUCAACAAGUAAACCAGGAAAAACAAGAAAAGCAACACAAAUUAGAUACAGUUUCCAGUAAGAUGGAAUUGAAUCGUAAGCUUAUACAGGACCAGCAGGAACAGAUCCAACACCUUAAAAGUAUAACAAAUGAACUUAAAUCAGAGAAACUUCAUAUAUCUACUAAUUUACAACGUCGUCAGCAACUAGAGGAGCAGACUGUGGAAUUAUCCACUGAAGUUCAGUCCUUAUUCAGAGAGAUAAAGGAUGCUAAAGAGCAGUUAAGCCCUUUGGAAACAACAAUGGAGAAAUUCCAGCAGGAGAAAGAAGAAAUAAUCAACAAAAAAAAUAAAAGUAACAAAAUAGCCCAGGAUAAAAUGAAUGAUAUCAAAGAAAAGGUUAAAAAUAUUCAUGGUUAUAUGAAAGACAUUGAGAAUUAUAUUCAAGAUGGGAAAGAUGACUAUAAGAAGCAAAAAGAAAAUGAACUUAAUAAAGUAGUAGCUCAACUAAAUGAAUAUGAGAAACACAAAGAAAAUAUAAAUAAAGACAUGGGAAUCAUGAGACAAGAUAUUGAUACACAAAAGAUACAAGAGAGAUGGCUACAGGAUAACCUUACUUUAAGAAAAAGAAAUGAGGAACUAAAAGAAGUUGAAGAAGAAAGAAAACAGCAUUUGAAGGAAAUGGGUCAAAUGCAGGUUUUACAAAUGAAGAAUGAACAUCAGAAGUUGGAAGAAAAAAUAGACAAUAUAAAAAGAAAUCACGAUUUGGCAGUAGGGCGACAAAAAGGUUAUGAGGAAGAAAUUAUUCAUUUUAAGAGAGAACUUCGAGAACCUCAAUAUCGGGAUGCAGAAGAAAAGUACAGGGAAAUGCUGAUUGUUAUGAGAACAACAGAGCUCGUGAACAAGGAUCUGGACAUUUAUUAUAAGACCCUUGAUCAAGCAAUCAUGAAAUUUCACAGUAUGAAAAUGGAAGAAAUCAACAAAAUUAUUCGUGACCUUUGGCGAAAUACCUAUCGUGGACAAGAUAUUGAAUACAUAGAAAUUCGAUCUGAUGCCGAUGAAAAUGUAUCAGCCUCUGAUAAAAGGCGGAAUUACAACUACCGCGUGGUAAUGCUAAAAGGAGACACAGCUUUGGAUAUGCGAGGACGAUGCAGUGCUGGACAAAAGGUGUUAGCCUCCCUCAUCAUUCGCCUGGCCUUGGCUGAAACGUUCUGCUUGAACUGUGGCAUCCUUGCCUUGGAUGAGCCAACAACAAAUCUUGACCGAGAAAACAUUGAGUCUCUUGCACAUGCUCUUGUUGAGAUAAUCAAGAGUCGCUCACAGCAGCGCAACUUCCAGCUUCUGGUCAUCACACAUGAUGAAGAUUUUGUGGAGCUCUUAGGCCGCUCUGAAUAUGUGGAUAAAUUCUACAGGAUUAAGAAGAACAUUGAUCAGUGCUCAGAGAUCGUGAAAUGUAGUGUUAGCUCCCUGGGUUCUUAUGUUCAUUAAAAAUAGUCACGAUUUUUGCCUUAGAAACACAAGUCCUCAGGCAACUGCUUAUUUCUGGUAUCAACUGAGUCAGUAGGAAAAUCUGUCCUCUCAGAGGAGCUUUGCAUCUAGGAUUUUGAAUGAGAAGUUCUACCAUCAUUAAAAUUGUUUCAAAUGAAA
This is a messenger RNA of Mustela erminea (ermine), 5137 nucleotides long. It is a transcript of the gene RAD50, whose product is annotated as RAD50 double strand break repair protein. The transcript is spliced from 29 exons. The record is from RefSeq and is a predicted model, not a curated record. Gene Ontology annotation, molecular function: G-quadruplex DNA binding; single-stranded telomeric DNA binding; ATP hydrolysis activity. Lineage: Eukaryota; Metazoa; Chordata; Mammalia; Carnivora; Mustelidae. Bases 1040 to 4978 code for a protein of 1312 amino acids. Gene Ontology annotation, biological process: chromosome organization involved in meiotic cell cycle; telomere maintenance via recombination; telomere maintenance via telomerase. Gene Ontology annotation, cellular component: Mre11 complex; condensed nuclear chromosome; nucleus.